UCCUUCGCGACAUGCAGCGUCUUCCCAGCAGCCUCUGGCCAUCGCUACUGGCCGCUCUCCUCUCGGUACACCACGUGCACUGUCAGGACUACUAUGUGUCGGACAUCCACUGCACGUUCGGAGGCAGCAGCGGCAGCGACAGUGCGGCAGCGGCCCCCGGCGUCCGCGACUCCAUCUCGGCGCGGCUGCGAAAACCGGAAGGGUUCCGCGGGUCGCCGCUGUUCGCGGACGAGCGCCAGGCGGACCCCCUGACGGACCCCGUCUGCCAGAUCCGGCCCGAGCCCGCCGACCCCGAGCAGCUCUCCUACCGCCUGCUCGUCACAGACUUCUCGCGCUGCGGCGUCCUGCGCCGCAAUGGCUUCGUGCAUGUGCGCAUCUGGUUCCCGCAGUUCCCCGGCGUGGUGAUGAUGUCGGACCAGGAACUCAUCAUCAUGUGCAAGCCGCCGGAGCCCACCAUCAUCGAGAACAAGGCGGCAGGAUUCGCCGGUAGCUUCGCGCACGGCGCCCGCGUGUCGGGCGUGGCGGAGGAGUCCCCCGGGCGGCUGGAGUACGAGGUGGCGCUGUACAAGGAGGCGCCGCCGGCGCGCGUCGGCAACCUGAGCGGCGAGCUGCCCGUGGACCAGGCCGUGCCCAUCGGCACCAAGCUGCAGCUGCGCGCGCGCAUCAACCCAGACUCAGCGUGGAAGUUCGUCAAGCUGACGGAGGUCGCCGUCUCUCCCGACGCCGACGACCCGCAUGCGGCAGGCAGCGUCGCCCUCGUCAAGGACGGGUGCCGGAACAACGACUUCGUGACGAUCAUCCCGCACCAGCCGGCGCGCUACCGCGACCGCAACAACGAGGUCUUCCUGGACUUCGAGGCGUUCCUGCUGAGCGGCAUGCAGGAGCGCGCCACCCUCUGGAUACACUCGCAGAUCAAAGCCUGCAUGGACGCCGCCGACUGCCAGCCCGAGUACUGCCUGGACGUGCUGGAGCCGGCGGGCCACGGCCGCAGGAGGCGAGACGAGGCCGGCGCCGGAGGCGGGGGCGGCGGCGGGAGCGGCGCCGGAAGUGGCGGCAACAGCAGUGUGCAGGCGGGGGAAGCCCCGGCUGGCCCGGCGCACGCGCACCACGCGGCGUCCUCCGCCAGAUUCCGCGAGAACAUCGAGUACUCCGUGCUCAUGCCGGGAGACUUGUAUCGACGGCCAGGUCAAGGAGCAGCACUCACAGGUGAUGGACCAUGUUCUACAAUGGCACUGAUAACUGGUCUGCUUGGCACGCUAUUGUUCCUGGCAACACUAGCCGUUUGUUACCUGGCAACAAGACUUCGAGACGCUGCUUCCGUUGACCGAGCCCUUCGUCAUGCUAAAACUGGUGGUUACACAGGCCGCAGCCUUGUCCAGUGAUGGUGCAAAACUGAACACUGAAAAGGUUGAUUGAAUUUUGGGACAUCUCAUGCCAACAAAGUUUUAUAAUGGGUUCUAAGCAAAGGUAACAUGGAUGAAUUCAUGUUAAGCUUCAGAUGCUUUGGGAAAGGUUGAGGGAGGUGCUGGAGACGAAACAAAUGGCCACAAAGGCCAAAGACUAUUGUGAUUAAAUAUACAGAAAAGUUCAAUUGCUGAACUUUUCAGUUCUCAUUAUAGUAACAAGUUUAUCCUACACACAAAACUACUAGUAAGUUUCUUGUUCAAUUUGCAAAUUAUUUUCAUUACCCAAUGUGAUGAAAAUGAAAUUAUGAAUGACACGGGUAGUGUUGCAUUGUUCACAAGAGUGAGACUACUGCAACUAUGUGUACAAACACCCACCACAGAACAGAGGUCAAGGGCUGUUUUAGUGUGCAGUUAAUAAGACUUGAGUAAUAGCCUUAAUUCUACAGACAGCAAAUUCUGUAAUUUCCAAAGAAACUGUAAGAUUUUUUCCCCCUUUAACUCUGCUUGUAUUUAGACUUUUUCUUAAGGUCAAGGAACAAAAAAUCCAAACUUUAUGAAUGUAACGAAAAGGAUGAGAAAACAGUUUAGUUCAACUCAACAGAAUUAUAAAACAAAUAGGUUCUAUAUUUUAAAAUCACAAAAUGUUAUUUACAUGUUCUAUAAUAUUAUGUUAUAAGCUUUUAUAAUACAUAAAUAUAAUUUAUUGAUGGUUAUCAAAUUAGCAACAGUUUCAACUCAGGUACCAAAAUUUAAAUUUCAGUGACUUUUAAAAUAAUCAACAAUGACUAGUUCAACAUACUGGAAAAUUUUUCCUUACGAGGUUCACAAUUGGAUAUAUAAAUAUUUGCAUUGCAGUAUAUACCGGAAUUUAAGCAAGUGGUGACCUACUGAAAUUUUGAUCAGAUUUGAUGGUAAAGUCUACAAAAAGGUUGCACACACUUUGGUUUGUAUAAAAUACACAAAUGUGCAAUACCACAAGCAUUAAAAUCUGGUAACAGGUGAACUGCAGUGCAUUUAUGUACAAUUUAACAUUUUAACAAACAACAACAGUACUUCAACAGAUGAAAGGUUUAAAAUUUAAUCUAUAAAUAUGGAGUAAAAUUGUAAAACAAAAACUGAUACAACAAUGAUAAUUGGUAUGUAUGAAAGUAAAUAAUUUUCUAAAAUUAUAAUAUAAAUUUUAUUCUUUGGUUUAGAUCCAGCCAUCCAUGCAGUGGCU
Schistocerca cancellata (South American locust) is the source of this 2625-nucleotide messenger RNA. RefSeq lists its product as uncharacterized. NCBI's taxonomy places the organism in Eukaryota, Metazoa, Arthropoda, Insecta, Orthoptera, Acrididae. The record is from RefSeq and is a predicted model, not a curated record. Bases 12 to 1382 code for a protein of 456 amino acids. The transcript has 9 exons.